AUGCCUCUCUAUCAGUAUAUCGCCAAGCUUGCUGGUAAGGACACUGAGAAGUUCCUCAUGCCCUGCCCAUGCUUCAAUGUCAUCAAUGGUGGUAAACACGCUGGUAACCGUCUUGCUUGCCAGGAGUUUAUGCUCGUCCCCUGCGGUGCUUCCUCCAUUCACGAGGCUAUCAGGAUCGCCUCUGAGGUCUAUCAUGAGCUCAAGUCGGUGAUCAAGGCCAAGUACGGUCAGGAUGCCACCAACGUCGGUGAUGAGGGUGGAUUCGCCCCCAAUAUUCAGGACAUGGAUGAGGCCCUCUCCGUCCUCUUAGAGGCCAUCAAGAAGUCUGGCCAUGAGGAUACCUGCCGUAUUGGUUGCGAUUUCGCUGCCUCUGAGAUCUAUGACGCCAAGACUGGCAAGUAUGACCUCGACUUCAAGAACCCCGAGCCUCAUGCCGAUGCCGAGUUGACCGGUGAUGAGUUCAUCAAGUACCAGGAGGAUCUUAUGAACAAGUAUCCUUUCGUCUUCAUUGAGGAUCCCUUCGAUGAGAACGAUUGGGCGACCUUCGCCAAGUUCACCGCCAAGGACGGUAAGGAGAUCCAGAUUGUCGGUGAUGAUCUUCUUGUUACCAACCCCAAGCGUAUCCAAAAGGGUAUCAACGAGAAGUCUGUGAACGCCCUUCUUCUCAAGGUUAACCAGAUAGGUUCAAUCACCGAGUCUAUCGAGGCCAACAAUAUGGCCGUUAACGCCGGCUGGACCGUCAUGGUUUCCCAUCGUUCCGGUGAGACUGAGGAUACCUUCAUCGCCGAUCUUGUCACUGGUCUUGGCACUUGCCAAAUCAAGACUGGUGCCCCCUGCCGUACUGAGCGUCUUUGCAAGUACAAUCAGCUUAUGCGUAUUGAGGAGGAGCUCGGUGAUAAGGCCACCUAUGCUGCGGGCCGCAAUUUCCCUCGUUGCCAGUAA
Molecule: messenger RNA, 942 nt
Organism: Perkinsus marinus ATCC 50983
Lineage: Eukaryota; Perkinsozoa; Perkinsida; Perkinsidae
Product: enolase, putative
Exons: 1
Coding region: 1-942 (313 amino acids)
Biological process (GO): glycolytic process
Cellular component (GO): phosphopyruvate hydratase complex
Molecular function (GO): phosphopyruvate hydratase activity; magnesium ion binding
Source: RefSeq, a predicted model, not a curated record